GCCCGCGGCGUCCCUCUUCCACGACGCCGAGGUGCAGGAGGUUGCCACGGAGAGCAUCAUGCUCGUCGGCGCGGACAUCUUCAGGCGUGCCCACGCGCGAGAUUCAGAUGAAGUUGGGCAAGCACGUAAGGCAUUGGCCUCCUUGCGUCGCUGUGGCCUACCAGAUGAACAUGAUCUGGUCGUGCGCGCCCGUGUUGCCCUCACUACAGCGGAGGCAGCUGAGCGGGCACGGCGCACACCAGAUGAUAUGUUGCGCAGCGCUUUGGACCGUCAAAGCGCCAAAGGACGUGAAGUUGAGCAGCUCAAAGAAAGCAUGGACACACUCAAGGAGCAAUACGGCGCCAAGGUCGAAGAGCACCGUGUCGCCAGUGAGGAGCUCGACAGUAUCAAGUUGGAGGUGGCCACGGCACGUGCAGCAGUCAUGGGCACAGCUCGGCCAGCUCCAGACGGGACGACAGUGUCGGACGCAAUGGACAGGUUGCAGCAGGUGUUUCUGGGUGCUCCAUCGGCGCUUGCAGCAUAG
Prorocentrum cordatum is the source of this 523-nucleotide messenger RNA. The record is from the annotation of a GenBank genome assembly. Lineage: Eukaryota; Dinophyceae; Prorocentrales; Prorocentraceae.